This is a messenger RNA of Exophiala bonariae, 927 nucleotides long. RefSeq lists its product as uncharacterized. The coding region runs from base 1 to 927 and encodes 308 amino acids. NCBI's taxonomy places the organism in Eukaryota, Fungi, Ascomycota, Eurotiomycetes, Chaetothyriales, Herpotrichiellaceae. The transcript has a single exon. The record is from RefSeq and is a predicted model, not a curated record.
AUGGCAGUCAAACCUGAUACACCCUAUCUCGAUGCUCUCCGAAGAGAUGGGUUCGUCAAAAUCCCACAGCUUCUGUCACCACAAUUACUCCUGGCCAUGAGAGCAGCCUGUAAAUACACAACAGAAAGGGCUCGUGAGGGUAAGUGGCCGUACAUACGAACGGUGCCGAAGCAAUAUCCACCUUGGCAUGAGUGGCAGGAGGGUGAUAACAUCUGGGGUGUACAACAUCUCCUUCACCCAGACAUGAACGUUCGAGAUACAUUCGCGGAACUCUACUUCUCCGAUGAGGUGCUCUCGGUAGUCAAGGAGCUGGUAGGUCUCAAAGAUGAUCCGGCGGGCGAUGACAAGUUAGUCAUGGAAUUGUUCAAUCUCCUCGUAAGCCCAGCGAAAAAUACGGAUUUUGAACUUCGCUGGCAUCGGGACGACAUUCGUCCUGAAGUGACUGAAGAGCAGGAAGCCAAGCAGCUUCAAGAGAAAAGUCCGCAGGGUCAGCAACUACAUGCGCAGUACAACAUCGCGCUCUUCGACGAUGCAUCACUUAUUGUGAUUCCUGGGAGCCACCGCAGAAUUCGGACCGACAUAGAGAGAAAUGCUGCGCCUUACGAGCCGAGUCUCCCGGACCAGCUAGUGGUGGAGCUACAGGCAGGUGAUGCAGUGUUCUACGACAGCAACAUCCUGCACCGUGGUAUCUACAGGGGCAUCAAUGCGAAGGAGUCCCUAGGGCGCAUGACGCUACAUGGUUCGGUUGGAUUGGCAGGUCAUGGGAACGAGAGAGCACGGCAAGUCUUGCAACAUGCCGUUGGAAAGUGGGUUGAUCGGGCACAGUUUCAGAUCGAGGGUCCCAGGGGCGAACGAGCUGAGGCCAUGCGGACAAGGCUGCUUGCCAUGGGCCGGGGUGAGGAUGUGGGUUAUUCUUUGGACGGUUGA